Schistocerca cancellata (South American locust) is the source of this 4975-nucleotide messenger RNA. RefSeq names its product serine/threonine-protein kinase stk11-like. Gene Ontology annotation, molecular function: protein serine/threonine kinase activity; protein kinase activator activity; ATP binding. The transcript has 8 exons. Gene Ontology annotation, cellular component: cytoplasm. NCBI's taxonomy places the organism in Eukaryota, Metazoa, Arthropoda, Insecta, Orthoptera, Acrididae. Bases 393 to 1700 code for a protein of 435 amino acids. The record is from RefSeq and is a predicted model, not a curated record. Gene Ontology annotation, biological process: glucose homeostasis; protein phosphorylation; establishment of cell polarity.
GUCUUGGCCGUGCGCGGAGGUGAAAGAAAAGGAUGUGAUGUUGAGCAGACGAAGGUGACAGUGGUAUACGUGUAAAUAAGAAAUGGACAGUUAGUACGAUUCGAAUCAUUUGUGUUGUGAAAAAGAGAUCUUAGAUUGAAACGUCCGGUGUUAUUUACGUGAAAAUAAUCACUGUGUAUACAUUAGCAGAUACAACUUCUUCAAGAAACUUUUGCUUGCCUGCAGUAGUAAUGUUUUGAAGAUACGUGUUCCCCUGCUUGUUUAUUUUUGAAACAGUUUUUGAUAGUAAUUUGUCGUGGUUCCCAAGUUUCGGUCUAGUUUGAACUAAGUUAAUCCAUGAUCUCCCAUUAUUUAAGUAUUUUACGCCGUUGACGAUUGUAAGAACUGCAUGUAUGGAAGUAUCAGCAAUUUUUAAUGACCAGCCAGAGGCUGAAGAACUCACCACAGGAAUUUUUGGUGAUUUGGGUGAAGAACCAUGGUUGAAUGUCACAGGAGGGGAUUCAGAUAUGAACAUGUUUUUCCACAGGGUAGGUUCAGAUCAGAUUAUAUAUCAGAGAAGGAAGAAGAAAUGUAAAAUAAUUGGAAAAUAUGUGAUGGGAGAUUUGCUAGGUGAGGGCAGUUACAGCAAAGUAAAAGAGCUGUUAGACACAGUUUCUCUCUGUAGAAGAGCAGUAAAAAUAUUAAAGAAGAAGAAACUGAGGAGAAUCCCAAAUGGGGAACAGAAUGUUCAGAGGGAGAUUCAACUGCUGAAAACACUACAACACAAGAAUGUAAUACAUUUGGUGGAGGUGCUGUACAACGAUGAAAAACAGAAAAUGUAUAUGGUAUUGGAAUAUUGCGUUGGAGGACUACAAGAUAUGCUUGAAAGUGCACCUAAAAAGAAGUUCCCACUUUGGCAAGCACAUGGGUACUUUAAUCAACUUAUUGAUGGCUUGGAGUAUCUUCAUAGCAAAGGAAUUGUUCACAAGGACAUAAAACCAGGAAAUUUGCUUCUGACACUUGACGAAACACUCAAGAUAUCAGAUCUUGGAGUUGCGGAGUCAUUACAUCCAUUUGCAAGGGAUGACACUUGUUCAACAAAUCAAGGCUCUCCUGCAUUCCAGCCACCCGAAAUAGCAAAUGGUCAUGAGAGAUUUGCUGGGUUCAAGGUUGAUAUUUGGAGCAGUGGAGUUACUUUGUAUAACAUCACUACUGGCCAGUACCCCUUUGAAGGUGACAACAUUUACAGGUUGUUUGAAAACAUUGGAAAUGGGAAGUUUUCAAUACCAAAUGAACUUGACAAUCUCCUCACAGAUUUGCUUAGAGGGAUGUUGGAAAAAGAUCCAGAAAAGAGGCUCUCUCUACAACAAAUACGACAACAUCCGUGGUUCUUACACAAACCAGAUCGAACUACAGAGUAUGUUCCUGUGCCUCCUCUACGUGGAGAUGAUUAUCAUAUGAUGACAGUUUUGCCAUAUCUUAUGGAGUUCCAUUAUGGGGAAGAAAUUUCUGGCACUGAAAAUCAUGUUGAUUAUAUUACAGAGCACCAACUUAAUGAGGAACGAAAGCAGCAGCAGCAGCAGCAAGAGACACAAGGACAGUUGAGACUGAAUGCAUCAGACUCUCAUCCACAUGCUGGUAGCGGUGGAAGUAAACGGCGCUGGAGACGACCAAUUUCGUGUAUUAGUGUAAAAAAAUUUCCCACUUGUAAGCAGUCGUAGCACCUCUUCUAUUCACUGGUGGCUCCCUUUCUACAAGAAGACCACAACCUCUGAUGAAUCUUCUGGUCAAGAAAACCCAACGAAAGAAAGGAAAACUUUUGAGAUAUCCACGUACAACAAGUUUCGUUACAGCAAUCGGAUGAAGGGGGAAGUAGUUACCAGCUCAUUCAUCAGUGAAUUAGUUGUGAAUACAUUCAGUUUUCCAAAAACAAUCAAAUUCCUUUCUCUUACUCACAAGAAAGCUUAUCGACAAGGAAGAUUCUUCAUUAACAACAAGAAGCUAGAGAAUUUGAAGAAAGUGGAAGUUUGCAUUCAGGGCUAUGAAUCUUUCAACAAAGAAAUAUUCAGUUAGCCAACUAUCACUGAAAUGACUGAUACUCUUCAUUCAGAUGUAGAAGAUGAGAACUAGAAUAGUUAAUAAACAACAAUUGUGAUUUUACAGAAUGACUAGUAGCCUGUAAUGACAUGCAAUACCUAAGAUUUGCCUUAAAAGAAGAAGAAAAAGGAGGAGGAGGAGGAGGAAAGCUCUGUUUAGGCUAUCAUACCAAUAUGAGUGAAAUGAAAUAUUAGUUGCUUUUCUACAAGUGAAGUGCAUUUUCUUAUUGAUUAUUCCAUGGAAAUUAAGAAAAGUAGUAGAAUUCAUAAAAGUGAUUUAUUACAGAAACAAUACAUGCAAAAGUUUUUAAACCUGUUAUAUAAUCAAGAAUGGACUAAGGGAUAAAACAGUGUGUCAGUACAUUGGGAAAAUAUGUCAUUUACACAUAUAAUAUGUACAGAUCUGUUAAAAACAAUGUACUCUUAUGCAGUUACAUUCAUUGUUAAACUUGACUAGUGUUCAAUAACUCUUAUCCAAAAAGUUGUUCCAUAUAAAGAGAUAUGGUUGUCAAUGUAUUUUUAAUUUUUCACUUUUAGCAUUUCACUUUUGUAUGUGGAUAUACGUUUCCUGUGCUCUAUUGAGAACUGUGUGGUCUAGAACUAGCAUCACUAUUUAGACUAGUAUUCAUCUGCAAAUUUUCACCUAUAUAUCUUUGCUUUUUGAUAAUGCUUUUAAUAUUAGGUACUGUUCAAUAUGCCCACAUAUUGGAGAGGUAGGCUUUUGAUCAGUUGAAGCUUUCAGAUAUGUUAAAGCAAUGAGAAGCUGUGAUAUGUCAGGCUUUCUCUACAGACCUGUUGCAUAUAGACUUCUCGGGUUUGCUGCUGUGUCAUAUUGUGCAAAUCCUACAAUAUUUCAUUGAUACAACUGUUCGGUGGUAGAUGCUGUUGUCACUGGUACAAGAUGCGACUGCUGAUAAUCGUGCAGAUGCGUUGAAAUUUAACAGGCCAGAAGCAGGCAAUACGUAUGCACAGGAAGACGCUCUCAGUUGGAGGAAAGCAGUGCUCAAAGAGGCCCCUGCUGGGAGUGCAGAAAGCCUUCCACUCAUACACCAUGGGCAAGGACUGUGCUGUCGGACACACCUGUGGUUAAAAGCUGAAUUAAAUUUUAGCUGUGCACUUUGUUGAGUCAUGAAUUGGGAGUUCUUAUUUCUCCUGUUUUAAUUAACAGCAGCCACUGCUGGGUUCUAGGUAGUACUUAAUUGAAAACCUGCAUCCCUGUUGAAAAUAUUGUCCGCUGUGCAGGUAUUUACAGCCUCCUUAAGAACACAGUCCUAGAAAGAUAACACUGAGGAUAGAAUUUCAGUCAUCUUGUGAAAUGUGCGAUGCCCUGUGCCCAGGCAAUGCUCCACUACUGCUGAUUUAUCAGGUUGCCCCAGGCAUGUACAAAGAUGGUGUUCAACACAACACCGUUGCACGGUUUGGCAUGUCUGCUCAAUAUAAGAUUUCCCACAUUGGCAUGUGAUCUUAUAUACACUACAUUUCCUAAGGCCAAGAUCAUCUUUGACCAAACAACAUAUUUCUAAAUUUUGCUGGUGGCCGGAAAACAAACUUAAUAUCGUGUCUCUUGAGGAUUUUUUCUAUUCUUGAAGAGCAUGGGGCAGCACAGUCUUUGCCCACCGUGCAUGCACAAAAGGCCUUGCUGCGACUUCUUGCAGGGGACACUUUGUCCACCGCUUUCCUCCAACUACAAAAGUCUUCCUGCGUACAUGUAUUGCCUGCUCCUGGCCUUAUAAAUUUCAAUGCCAAUGCACAAUUAUCAUUGGUCACAUCUUGUAGCAGUGAAAACAGAAUCUAUCACCACCUGAAGAUGUCAGACUGUCAUAUCAACAAAAUAUUGUGGGAUUUGCACAGUAUGAUCUGGCAGCAAACCCGAGAAGUCUAUUUGCAAUGAGAAGUUAUUUAUCACUAUAUUUAGGCGUACGCAUGGGUUUUGUACUGAUAAUGCCUUUGUUAAUGCAUUAUUCAUUUAGACUGUUUAAUAAUUACUGGUAUUCUUCCAUUGACUAUAACUUAUUUGGUUCUUGCCCCGUUCUUACAAAUUUGUCAAGUGAUGUGUAUUUAUUUGUUUAAUAGCUUUUCAGAUUCUUUCAGUUAUUUACUUUGUACCUCCCACUUUUUCCCCCAAUUUAAACUUUCAGACAUGAGUAGACUAGAGACAUGUGUACUAGAUUUUCUUCUUUAAAUUGGAUUGUAAUAAAUUUUUAUUGCUUUGUGUUGUGUCAAUUAUGUUAUAUAUACCUCAUAAUGUUUUUGUAUCCUGGUUAUUGUAUCAGUUCAUGUAACAGAUUUGGUACACUAUUAUUGUGUGUAAUGACACUAUGUUAAGUAUCAAGUAGUAUGGUGCACUUCACAUGUUUUUAAAAUUUUGUCAUGUAUUGACAGUGUUUCUGACAACAGUCGGUGCCAUGUGACAUUAAUAUUACUUUACUGUUUGGGUUGUUAUCAUCAUCUUUUUUUUGUUCAUGCAUAUUGUAUUAAGGUUAUAAUUGUUUUGUUAUAUGACACUACUUAUUUUGAUGUGUUAGCUAUCAUGUUUGUAUCUUUGGUGUGUAAUUUCUUUGGUCAUGUAUAUCUCACACCUAUUUGGUCCCAUCUGUAAUAGUAGCAUUGAGAUUUUUUCUCUGCCAUUUAAUGGGACAUAGUGUUUCACUUUUGAAAAAUUCAUUCUUCUGGAUGUACACUGAAAGUUUGACUGUGCUGGAGAAGUUCCUCAUAUAUAGAAUUACGUAUGACAUAUGAAGUCUUUGUUUUCUUUUGUAAAUAACACAAAGAACUAUUUUUAUAUGUUGUCUUGCUUUUCUUUGAUUCUACAUUCUGUUUUCUUUGCUUUAUGUUGAUACAGUUACAUGGACAAUGUUUGAGGAUCAAUGCAUGUUGUAAUAAAUAAGAAAUAUAACACA